Messenger RNA from Cyprinodon variegatus (sheepshead minnow), 746 nucleotides. Its product is annotated as GTPase IMAP family member 6-like. Lineage: Eukaryota; Metazoa; Chordata; Actinopteri; Cyprinodontiformes; Cyprinodontidae. Bases 51 to 746 code for a protein of 231 amino acids. The transcript has 3 exons. The record is from RefSeq and is a predicted model, not a curated record. Gene Ontology annotation, molecular function: GTP binding.
CAGAACAAAUCAGCAACUGAUCACAACUCAGCUGCCUGUACAAGAGAAACAUGGCCACCAAUAUUACUACCCCCGAAUCAAAGCCAGAGGCUGACCUCAGAGUGAUGCUGGUGGGUCAGGAGAGAGUUGGGAAGAGCUCAGCAGGAAACACCAUCCUGGGAAAAGGGGCAUUUGACUGUCAUGUCAGCUCCAUCCCUGUGACUCUGAGCUCUCAGAGGAUGGAAGGAGAAGUUCUGGGUCGCAGAGUCUCUGUGGUGGACACCCCAGGGCUCUGCAGCUCCAGUCUUUCUGAAAAAGAGAUCAAAGAAGAGCUGGAGGAAGCUGUCAAGCAGAGCUCUCCUGGUCCUCAUGUUUUCCUCCUCGUUCUCCAGUUAGGGAGGUUCACCAAACAGGAGCAGGAAGGGCCAAUGAUUCUGCAGAAGAUUCUGGGUCCUGAGGUCCUCAAACACACCAUGAUCCUGUUCACCUACGGAGAUCGACUGAAAGACACUGAUAUAAACUUGGAUCAGUUUGUUAGAGAGGAUCAGAACCUGCAGAAGCUGCUGAAAAGCUGCAGUGGGAUGUACCACGUUCUUAACAACAAUGAGGUGGAAAACAGGAAGCAGGUCCAGGAACUGCUGGAUAAAAUAGAUCAGGUCUCAGAUGGAGGUAGAAAGUAUUAUGAGAAAGGUUCUCAGUCUGAUGGAAGGUGGUUUGGAAAUAUUUGCUCAUUUCUUCAACAAUCCACCCUCAAUAAGUUUGUUUAG